Aureobasidium musti is the source of this 609-nucleotide messenger RNA. The record is from the annotation of a GenBank genome assembly. Lineage: Eukaryota; Fungi; Ascomycota; Dothideomycetes; Dothideales; Saccotheciaceae.
AUGAAGUUCAGCGCCAUCGUCGUCGGCACCUUCGCCGCUCUUGCUGCUGCUCAGGGCUCUCUGGUCUCCAGCGCUGCCUCUUCGGCCGUCUCGGCCGCCAGCUCUAGUGCUUCCAGCGUCGCCUCGAGCGUCACCGACCGCUCUUCGCGCUCCAGCUCUGCCAGCGCUGCUAGCAGCAUCACCUCCUCGAGCGCCUCAUCUACCCAGGCCAGCUCUACCAGCGCUUCUAAUGCUGAGGACGCCGACAGCUCCAGAACCUCCGACUCAACCUCGACCGAGACCAUCUACUACGAGUACCCCAACACCUUCCACAAGCCCGUCUCCCCCACUCUUCUCGGCAGCAAGGUCAUCACCAUCACCAACGGCGUCACCCCCACCUACUCUCUCCCCAAGAGUGCCUCUACCUUCGGCAUCACUGUCAGCAACAUUACCACCACCUUCACCUACACCAACACCUUCCACAAGCCCGUCUCCAAGACAUGGCUCACUACCGAGACCUACCAGACCACCAUGGGUCUCCCCACCCUCAGCACUUCUCAGGGCGGUGCCGCUAAGGCCGGUGUUGGUGCUUUCGGCGCUUUCGCUCUCGGUGUCGCUGCUCUCCUGUAA